AUGAGAGGUCAUAGAAGCGGUGGACCUGAGGUGGUGAUGGUGGUGGUGGUGGUGCAGAAGCAGCAGCAGCAGCAGCAGACGCAGCGACAACAACAACCACAACAACAACAGCGAGUCCCACUACCACCACCACCACCGCCACCACCAUUUUUGCUAACGACCGCGCAUACAUACGGACAAAGGUGUCACUUUGAGUUAGGCUGCCUCAUUAAUUAUGUGCUCCCCGCAAAUUCUACACAUUCUUCCCAUUUCCCUCUCGCUCUCCGCCUCUCCCCUUCUCUCUCUCUCCCAGUCUCCCUCAUUGUUACUAUUGAUCGUAAAUUAGUGCCUCAGAUGCUCCCCUUUCAUGAGGUCUCAGCUAAAUUUGCGGCAGGCGGCCUUAUCAAAGCUGUGCAACCUUGUCUUGAGCUCAACACUCGGUGUUUUCUGCUGGUGGACAUCCGAAACUUUGCCCGUGAGACUGAAGUGAAGUUGAUGAGUAAUGCCAAUCGACCGCUCCUAACAUUGAACCAGGAGUUAAAUUUUCUCAUGAUUCAAGCAAUACACGUACUGCGAUUCCAUCUUCUGGAGAUUGAAAAGUGUGGUGUGGUGUUAGUGUUGGUUGGGGUAGUGAUUAAUGCGACCAUUGCGUGGGACAGGCCUGUUGACGCCCCUCUCGCCGCUCCCCACACCAAAAGUGGCGUGUGCGUGGGUGCGUGUGUGCAUGGGAUUUCCGGCGUUCACGAACUCUGCGACAACUUCUGCACUCGUUACAUCGCCUGCCUCAAGAGCAAGAUUCCCAUCGAUCUGGUGAUUGAGGAUCGCGAAUCUGGAGGUUCCACAGGUUCAGCGGCUGGCAGUCCCCAACCACCCUCGUCCGCUUCCUUCGCUUCCGAUUUGACUCCCUUCGAGAACGCCACCAAUACUGCAACGGCGUCUGGAAAGUCCUCCACCCUUCGACAAAACGCGGACGAAGGCCAGACGGGCGAGGAGCAGGCCAGAGGAUCGGGUAGCAUGAGUGUGUAUGUUAACUUCAUGAGGAAGAGCUGUCAGGAGUCAUCAGACAGGUGUCGCCUGUCGGAAGACCUCAUCACUGAACUGGAGGAUGGGCAGCAGGAGGUAUUGACUCACCCUCCUCCUCGACCUCUUAUGCCGCCUCCUCAAUCUUCCAAUGUCGAGCCCCACCUAUUCGUGACAUCUGUGCUCCACAAUACCAUGACCACAUGUGGAAUGGAACACCCGGGUGGGAGAGAACAAACAUUUGUUCAGAGCAAACUCUCCACAGCUGGUCUGUUUCCCAUUGGCCAAAGUGUAGACUUUCAUCACAGCUUCAGUGGACCAGGAUUCGUUAAUUCUACCCCUGGAGGAUAUCGAAGCGAGAGUUUCCUAGAGGAAGAUGUCUACCGUGGUCAUCCGAUGGUGGCGCACUCCAAUUCUUCCCAGUAUCCACCACCUCUAGCUCCACCAGGACCUGCCUACUCAACCUACUCAUCUCAUACCCAUCACACUGACACCACGGACCAACCCUUACCUCCCCGAUUCUACCGAGAUGCUGAUCCCUGGAGUCAACAACCCUACUUCCCCUGUCCGACCAAUCCUUUCGCCUCUGAGGUGUCACGAAUCUUCCCCUACGAGUCCGGAGGCGGUAGUGGUAGUGGCAGCAGCAGUAGUGGAUAUGGACAUUACAGCACCCACGGAAUAGUCAAUCCACUUUCGAGGAAGACAGACGUGAGAGGGAAGAAUGGCUCAUGGCCUGCAAUCGACAUGACUGGAUCUAGUAGUGGCAAUGGAACUGGAACGGGUGGAGGCAAUUCCACGACAACUGGGGGACAGGAAAUGUCAAAAAAGAUCCGCACUAACAUAGUGGAUGCUACUCAGUAG
Echinococcus granulosus is the source of this 1860-nucleotide messenger RNA. Its product is annotated as Homeobox protein Meis1. NCBI's taxonomy places the organism in Eukaryota, Metazoa, Platyhelminthes, Cestoda, Cyclophyllidea, Taeniidae. The transcript has 11 exons. The record is from RefSeq and is a predicted model, not a curated record. Bases 1 to 1860 code for a protein of 619 amino acids.